AUGUCGCAGCGAUUCCCUGCGGCCAAUGUGAACUCCGUUCCGGGUUCUCAACGGUAUCCCGCAUCUCCGGGACAACCCAAUCAGCCACCCGUGAUGCGCCCGUACGGACCAGGAAACAAUUUUUCUCCGCGACCGUACACUCCACCACCACAGAUGGGUGGAAGCGGUGUUCCGGCCCAGAACCAGCACCAACGUCCGAUUCAGCCCGGCUUCCAGGGUGGAAGCAUGCGGGGUUCCCCGAUGUCUAACUCUACCGGCGGAAAGCGAAACGCCGACAGCCGUUCGUCGAUGAACCAAUCUCAACAGAAAAACGAUUAUUCAGUGAAAAAGAAGAAAAAGCUAGCUGACAAAAUUCUGCCCCAGAAGGUGCGUGACCUCGUUCCGGAAUCUCAGGCCUACAUGGACCUGUUGGCGUUCGAGCGCAAGCUGGAUGCGACCAUCAUGCGUAAACGCUUGGACAUCCAAGAGGCACUCAAGCGUCCGAUGAAGCAGAAGCGUAAGCUGCGUAUCUUCAUCUCGAACACAUUCUACCCCAGCAAGGAUGGAAGCGAAGGCGAUGCGAACCCCGAAGGUUCGGUUGCAUCGUGGGAACUACGCGUCGAAGGCCGGCUGCUGGAGGACAACAAAUCCGACCCAGCCAAAAUCAAGCGUAAGUUUUCCAGUUUCUUCAAAUCGCUCGUCAUCGAGCUGGACAAGGAUCUGUACGGACCGGACAACCAUCUCGUCGAAUGGCACCGCACGCACUCCACGCAGGAAACGGACGGGUUCCAGGUGAAACGCCCGGGAGAUCGGAACGUGCGAUGCACCAUCCUGCUUCUGCUCGAUUAUCAGCCGCUCCAGUUCAAGCUGGAUCCACGUUUGGCCCGUUUGCUCGGAGUGCACACGCAAACUCGCCCAGUUAUCAUUUCCGCCCUUUGGCAGUAUAUCAAAACGCACAAACUACAGGACGCGCACGAGCGCGAGUACAUUGCGUGUGAUAAAUAUCUGGAGCAGAUCUUCGGCUGUCCGCGCAUGAAGUUCGCUGAGAUUCCGCAGCGACUGAACCCGCUGUUGCACCCACCGGAUCCGAUCGUAAUCAAUCACGUGAUCACGGUCGAGGGCGGACUGGAGAACAAGCAGACCGCUUGUUACGACAUCGACGUGGAGGUAGACGAUACGCUCAAGAACCAGAUGAACACGUUCCUGCUUAGUACGGCUAGCCAGCAGGAGAUACAGACGCUGGACGGUAAGAUUCACGACACGGUUGAGACGAUCAACCAGCUGAAGACGAACCGCGAGUUCUUCCUAAGCUUCGCCAAGGAUCCACAAACCUUCAUCCAAAAGUGGAUCGUGUCGCAGACGCGCGAUCUCAAGGCGAUGACGGAUAUUGUCGGUAACCCGGAGGAGGAGCGGCGUGCCGAGUUCUACCACCAGCCGUGGACGCAGGAGGCCGUAUCGCGAUACUUCUUCACCAAGGUGAACCAGAAACGAGCCGAGCUCGAGCAGGCACUCGGUAUCCGGAACUCCUAAUGCGGUGAUAUCGACCGCCCGAACUAAAUUUUAUUCUUCCUGUAAUCAGGCUAACAAGCCAACUGGUGCAGUUGCAAUCAAUUUGACGCUACUCUUUUUUUACGAACAAAUCACGUAACCGAAUAAAGCUUAAUA
This is a messenger RNA of Anopheles nili, 1644 nucleotides long. RefSeq names its product brahma-associated protein of 60 kDa-like. The record is from RefSeq and is a predicted model, not a curated record. Gene Ontology annotation, biological process: regulation of transcription by RNA polymerase II. NCBI's taxonomy places the organism in Eukaryota, Metazoa, Arthropoda, Insecta, Diptera, Culicidae. Gene Ontology annotation, cellular component: SWI/SNF complex; nucleus. The transcript has 3 exons. The coding region runs from base 1 to 1509 and encodes 502 amino acids.